UUAUUAUACUAGCAGUUGAAUUGCAUUUCACAAUCCAUAGUGCUUGUCAAUAGUGUUCCAUAGUUUCUUUGAUCGAAUAGUUUGAAUCAUUUUCGUGUGUAGUUUUAUGAAUGAAGUUGACUUCAAUAUAAAAUCGUGCACCAAGUACCUAUAAACAACAUUCUUGCAACAAUUCUCAUAUUAUUUGUAAAUCAACCGAGUGUUAAACAAACAAUCGAACAGACAUGACGAGUUCCACUCCAGAAUCCUUGAAGAGCAAGUUUGAACUUUGCCUCAAUAACGACGAUUUAAGUGAUUGUGAAUUCUUGGUUGGUGAACAAAAGAGCAGAAUCAAAGGACAUAAACUGUUGUUUGGCAUCUCUAGUCCUGUUUUCGAGCUAUGCUGUAUGAUGGACUCCACAAUGCUUCAACUUUCGAGGUGAAGGACGUUGAACCUGAUGUCUUUCAAGGUGCCAAAAAAAGACUAUGGAACUCUACAUUCACCGACAUAUUGAAGCACGAUCUCCUAAUGAAAUACGACAAAUUUGCAAGACCAACCCAGCAUUUCAACGCAACAUAUGUGACUAUGGAUUUGACAAUUCAAUACGUGGAGAUAGAUGAAGCGAAAUCAAUGAUGACUGUAAAUGCUUGGAAUAAGAUGGAAUGGAGGGAUGAGAAGCUAAAAUGGAAUGUUUCUGAUUAUGGGAAUAUGACACAACUGCGCAUAGCUGAUCACGAGAUUUGGCAGCCUGAUAUAGUGCUCUACAAUAGCGCGCAACCGAACAACAUCGACUACUAUGGAAACACGCACUGCAUAGUGUGGCAUGAUGGGAGGGUCCUGUGGGUUCCCCCCGCUCUCCUCUCCGUCUACUGUGACUUUGACUUCACCUACUGGCCCUACGACACGCAGAGCUGCGACCUGCUAUUCGGGUCGUGGACCUACUCUGGCAAUGAGAUUAACCUCACCACCUUCGCCAAGGCAGUUGAAACUUCAGGAGACAUGGCGGGAGAAUGGGAGAUGGUUAAAGCCGACAAAAAAUUGGAGACCCUCACGUACCCUUGCUGUCCGGAGCCAUAUUACAGACUGGACUAUUCCAUCACUGUGAAAAGGAGGAGUACCGCCCAUCAUACUAUACUCAUCAUUCCAGUCAUAAUAUCAAUUUUUUCAACAUUGUCAGUAUUUUGGCUGGCGCCUACUGCGAAGGAAAAAUUCAUACUUUCAGGAGUGACAGCUAUUGUAUCAACUUUGUACCUCCUCUAUUUUGCGCAGAAGCUUCCAACAGUCUCCGCCAAUACACCUAUCAUUGUGAAAUUUCACGCCUACAAUCUAAUUCUGGUAGCGAUUUCGAUGAUAGUGUCAGUGUGUACUUUCAAUCUGAGCCAGCACUCCAGCAGAACUCCCCUGCCCUGGUUUGUGACUAAAGCACUGACAGGAAAACCAGGAACUUUACUCUGCCUUCCUACACUCAAGCGAUCUUACCAGUCGGACAAUUUUUUGGACGGGAAUUCAGAAGAGAUGCAAGACUGCAGUGUGGAGCAAGAGAGAAGGCCGCAAGAGAAAAGAAAGAAGCCCGUCACAGACUGGUAUCUGCUAGCAGUCGCCGUUGAUAGGAUUACGUUCUUCAUUUAUAUUUUGUUAUUUAUAUUCCUCAUUGUUGUCUUAAUUUUGUAAGAUUGAGAUCUCAAAGACUGGUUCAAAUUUACCAAAACUUUUGUGUUCGAUUGGAUAGACAUUCAAUUUGUAUUAGAUUAGAACAGAUAGAACGUUUUCUAGAUAACAUCCAAUGGUAUGAUGCUGUACUAGAUUUUUAAAUAAAUAGAUGAUUUUAAUUUAUGGUUGAAUAA
Molecule: messenger RNA, 1824 nt
Organism: Nilaparvata lugens (brown planthopper)
Lineage: Eukaryota; Metazoa; Arthropoda; Insecta; Hemiptera; Delphacidae
Product: neuronal acetylcholine receptor subunit alpha-5
Exons: 9
Coding region: 380-1651 (423 amino acids)
Biological process (GO): regulation of membrane potential; signal transduction; nervous system process
Cellular component (GO): neuron projection; postsynaptic membrane; synapse
Molecular function (GO): acetylcholine-gated monoatomic cation-selective channel activity; transmembrane signaling receptor activity
Source: RefSeq, a predicted model, not a curated record